Molecule: messenger RNA, 1689 nt
Organism: Drosophila serrata
Lineage: Eukaryota; Metazoa; Arthropoda; Insecta; Diptera; Drosophilidae
Biological process (GO): protein ubiquitination
Cellular component (GO): Cul4-RING E3 ubiquitin ligase complex; nucleus
Source: RefSeq, a predicted model, not a curated record
CACUCCUGCAAUUGUCACUCGGACAUCGUAGUCCAUCGAUAUCCGUGCCCUGAGCAAGGUUUAAGUCGAGCAGCGAAGGACACAACAGUUACUAUAAUCGUGCUAUACAAAAAAAGGAUAAAACUAUCCGUAGUCGUCAAAUGGGAAACUGCAACAUAUGUGAUAUAAACUAAUUAAAACCAACAUUCAAGUAUAUUCUAAAUCAACGUUAAUUAAACUAAUACGGAGAGUGGCAGCAGAGAACUGGCAACGAUAAAUCAAAAUGAGAAUAUAUUGUGUGGGCUUGACUUUUAUAUAGUUAUUACAAUGACAUUCAGUGCUACAAAAACGACAAAAACGACGAAAAGCAGAAACUAAAUCAACAAGAAAGCUUUAAAUAUAUUUUCUACUUAAUAAAACUUAAAUUAAUUGCACCAAAUGUGAUCGAACCGAAAUAAUUUAUUGAGCAACCAGAUACGAGUUACUUCAACAAUAAAUUCUACAACACAUUGCCUUCUCUCAUCGUAGCCUAAACGAAACGAACACUAAAAGUCAACUACAUAGACGUAGCAACUAUCGUUAAUUAUUAGCCAUAACUGCAAUCCGAAUAAGCAAUUAGCCGAGUGAAUGAAAACCCAGCUCGAACAUUUUCUACGUGCAAAGUAUUAUGAUAAGAAUAGGCAAUGCAUAGACUAAGGCGAUCGGUCCGAGCAUACAUUCACGUCGCAGUGCGCUAACAUUUGUGCCGCGCUAACGUCAACGUCGAUUCAUAGAUAUUAAUAAAUGUUUAUAGCUUUCAAUGCCAAAAUUCAAACGAAAAUGAAAUCGCCAACGAAUACAAUGCUGCAUAACGUCAACGUUACGUAGCAACACGCCGAGCGUUGCGUUACGCUACGCUUCGUAACAGAGAUCCGUUAGAGCCAAUCGAGGAUCCGCUCCACACACUAAAACACACCAACAAAACACCAAUCUCCGAUAACCCACUAUCGCCUAUCGAUUGCCAAUCGACGCAACUCGCCGAAAGCCGUUAAUGAAUCGCCACUGGCGGUACUCGCGCUCACAACUUCGUCGUCAACGAGAAACGCAGCAGCAGCGCCGCAGGACGAUACAUCAGCAGCGCAGCCAGAAGCACCAUCGCUGGAAAGCCACCAAUAACAAUAACAGCAAAAACUACAACAACACUAUCAACACCGACAUCAACAACAACAAAUACAACAACAACAACAACGAAUUAACGGAGCUAAAAAAGCAGCCGACCACUGGCGAUCAACGCAGCCCAUCCUCAGCCCGCCACUCAGUUGCGCCAGCUCACAGGGCUGACGCAGCUUCCCAACUACGCUACAGCUACAGCUACAGCUACAGAAAACCCAAGAACCACCACAAGAACUACAGCACCACACAUAGAAAUCUGUUUAAAAAUAUUACUCUUUGCUUCUAUUUCUAUAACUCCUCCUCUUUGUGCCUAUCGAAACUGUGCGCUCAGUACGUUCUCGUAGUUGUUGAGAAGGUUGAGAAAGUAUCGACUCACGUGACUCUUUCAGCAUGGACGUUGACUUUAUUAAGCUCCUAAACGUAACCUGUGUCAUCCCAUUGAUUUCGAACUGUUAAUUAAUUACCACAAUCCGACUAUUCCCACGCAACCUUGAAACCAACGGAUACGUACCUACUGACGUGACGUAUACGCACCGUUGAACGGAACAAACAAGCAAA